Molecule: messenger RNA, 1224 nt
Organism: Euleptes europaea (tarantolino)
Lineage: Eukaryota; Metazoa; Chordata; Lepidosauria; Squamata; Sphaerodactylidae
Gene: NR1I3
Product: nuclear receptor subfamily 1 group I member 3
Exons: 8
Coding region: 1-1224 (407 amino acids)
Biological process (GO): negative regulation of transcription by RNA polymerase II; positive regulation of transcription by RNA polymerase II; cell differentiation
Molecular function (GO): RNA polymerase II cis-regulatory region sequence-specific DNA binding; zinc ion binding; nuclear receptor activity
Source: RefSeq, a predicted model, not a curated record
AUGCAGUGCCCGUCAGAAGGUGAAAGCAGCAGCAGCGGGAGCCCGAGCACCACAACCUCUAGUCGUGGGGACACGGAUCUCGACGGCGAGGAGAAGAUCUGCGCUGUGUGUGGAGACCGGGCCACAGGCUACCACUUCCACGUCAUGACCUGCGAGGGAUGCAAAGGCUUCUUCCGGCGGUCCGUCAUCAAGGGCGUCCAGUUUACCUGUCACUUCACCCGCAGCUGCACCAUCACCAAAGCCAAGCGACGCCAAUGCCAGGCUUGCCGUUACCAGAAAUGCCUGGACGCGGGCAUGCGGAAAGACAUGAUCAUGUCCGAGCAGGCCUUGCGCCUACGCCGGGCACUACGGCAGCAGAAGCAGCAUCCAGAACAGACUCCCACGGAGGAGCCGUCCCAGGAGACCGGGUUAACCGCGGAGCAGGAGCAACUGAUUGAGAUCCUGACGGAGGCGCACAAGAAGCACUUUGACUCCAGUUUCGCCCAGUUCAUCCACUACCAACCUCCGGUGCGCCUCUACAUCCACAGUCCAAGGUCUCGGAGCCCCCAGGAUCCCGCCGUCCCGCCCCUCUGCCCCUUCAGUCCGCAAGACCACUUGGAGAGCUACCCAGAGGAGGUCCUCCCAGACGUGUUCUCCUUGCUGCCGCUCUUUGCCGACCUCAGCACCUUCAUGAUCCAGGAAGUGAUCCAGUUUGCCAAGGCCAUACCGUCUUUUAGAAGUCUGCCGAUCGAUGAUCAGAUCUCGCUCCUCAAAGGGGCUACUCUCGAGAUAUGCCAGAUCCGGGGUAAUAUCAUCUUCAAUGAAGAAACCAAUGCGUGGAAUUGCGGUCAACACUGCUACACCAUCCAAGAUGGUGCCCUGACUGGAUUCCAGCAGAUCUACUUAGAGCCCCUGCUGAAGUUUCACAUCAGCCUGAAGAAGCUGAGACUGCAUGAAGCCGAAUAUGUCCUGUUGCAGGCCUUGGUGCUGUUCUACCCAGACCACGUGAACGUCACGCAGCGAGAUGAGAUCGACCGGAUUCAAGAGCAGAUCGCCCUCACGCUGAAAAACUACAUCGACCAGCGGCACCCUUUGCCUGAAGGCAGGUUUCUGUACGCCAAGCUUCUCUUGCUGCUGACGGAGCUGCGGACCCUGAAAGUGGAGAACAUGCGGCAGAUCCUCCGCAUACAACACACGCAGGACCUCACUUCCAUGACGCCACUGUUGUCAGAGAUUAUCAGCUGA